Messenger RNA from Stylophora pistillata, 5531 nucleotides. RefSeq lists its product as uncharacterized. The record is from RefSeq and is a predicted model, not a curated record. Gene Ontology annotation, molecular function: chitin synthase activity. Gene Ontology annotation, biological process: chitin biosynthetic process. Gene Ontology annotation, cellular component: cell septum; cell periphery. NCBI's taxonomy places the organism in Eukaryota, Metazoa, Cnidaria, Anthozoa, Scleractinia, Pocilloporidae.
GAGCCAAGCAACAGAUAAAAGAGCGAGUUAGACGUUGUUCCUCAAUCUCCGAAACCAUCAGCAGGGGCAUCAUCAUGCAUAUUAUGACCCCGGAUGAGCAGAAGGGGAAGAAAUUAAAAUUCACAGCAAGCAAACCACCGAGACCAUCGGAGUCAAAAAAGAGUAGCGAAUCCAAAUGUGGCGCAUUCAGAUGCGCCGUAAAAUGGAUAGUGGCAGUCAUAGUAUUUUCGGUCGUCUUAACUUGUCUUGUUACCAGCAAGAUUUGUUUUUUGGUUCUAGGGCAGCAGUUGAAAAGUUUCAAUGAAUCUACAGCGAAUUCUUCCCUGGCAGUGGAAAAUUCUUCCGAAAUAAACAAACAGGCAGUGUUUUUGAUGUUCGUUCUGGCUUUAAUGAUCCCAGAAGCUGCCUGUUUGAUACACGCAAUUUGGACAUGUCUGUGGAAAAAACAUCGACCAUGGCCGUCAAAGAGAGCCUCUAUGCUUACCUUAGUUGGUGGAUUUUUAGAAGCUUGUUCCCUUUGUUACAUCACAGUGGUGAUGGUGACCACACUACCAGUGAGCCCUGACUUUCUCGUGCUGUUCAUGUGCAGUAUAGCCGGGUUGCCGUUAACAUUACGGGAAGUCUACGGGAAACUAUGCCAGCGAAACCACCCAACCAGUUUGUGGGAUACCCUGAGAUCCCUGGUGUCUACCCUUUGUUUUCUUGCUGGCAAUAUCAUGCUGUCUUUGAAGGUGACUGACCUGAAAGGAGUAAUUUCGGGUCAAUUUGCCCUUUUCCUACUGUCAGUUGUUUGGUCACCAAAGUUUAGAAAACUUCAAAUUCAAAGUAAAGCUGGCGAGGAGGAGAGGGAGAUGGGAAGGGAACAAAGUACUAAUGUGGCAGAGGAAUGUGUUGAUACGCUACGUAAGCCGGGAACUAGUUCGAAAUUCGAUCCGAAGGAGGCAUUCGGAGCAAAGCCUAGAGAUGACGAAAUUCUCAGGGAAAUUAGCAACAGCAGUGAAGGAUCAUUGCAAAGUGAACCCGGACCUCCCAGGUUGACCAGAACAGCUCAAGCGAAAGCUGCCGUGAUUUCUUCCCUUUGUAAACUUGUCUUCAUACCUGCAAUGGCAGUUGCAUUUUCAAGUAUUUUUGAUAUUGUGAACAUUGGGAAGCCUGACAUUUCUGACGGAUUUAAGGCCAUAACAACAUCUAAUCCGUCAUUUUUAUACUUUAUAUUCCACAUCAUGGCUAGCUUCUUUGGAUACCAUUUUGGGUGGAUCUCGUGCUCUCUUCGUAUGCAGAAAAUUGGAUUGGCUCUUCCCUUGACACUAGCGACACCAAUCGCAGUCAUGAUAACUCAUCUUAAAGGGCUUUGCGAAACAGACACAAUCCCAUUACCAUGUGCAUCAGAAGACAGACCCUAUGUUCUUAGUGCGGGACUCCUUCUGUGGUCAGCACAAUGUUUGGGGGCCAUGUAUUACUUGUGGGGAAGUCCAGGAAAGAUUUUGGGAAAAGUGUACGACUUACUUUGGAUUCCUUGUUAUAAUGGUGUGUGCCUUGAACAGUACUUGUUGACGAACAAACGAAACCUUUCAUCUGAUUUGGAACCCUCUUCACUGGAAAAUGCGUCAUCUUCCAACCAAAAGGACAGCAAAUUACAUGUGUUCAUCUGCACGACAAUGUAUCAUGAAAAAAGGGAAGAAAUGGAACAACUUCUGGAGUCAGUUUACGAUGUCCUCAAAAAUGGCAAUUCAGAGCACCAUUUUGAAGCACACGUGUUUUUUGAUGGGUGCAUCAGGACAGAAGAGCUUAAUAGUUAUGUUCUGCAGCUGGCUUCGUUGGUAGAAAAUACUUUAAAAGUGGAAGACCUUAACGAAUGUAUCAAGGUUAAGACCGCCUUUGGUAUGCAGCUUAAGUGGAAACUUAAAUUAAAAACAGAAACAUCCUUCACAAUACACUUAAAAGACAACGCAAAGGUGAAGAAUAAGAAGAGAUGGAGCCAAGUAAUGUACAUGUCCUACGUUUUGGAUUUCAAAAUCGUCGUAGAAAAAUUAAAAGACGACCAGUGCUUUAUCCUCGCAACAGAUGGCGACGUUAAAUUUACCCAUGAGUCCGUUGAAGCCUUAAUUGAUCAAAUCUGCGAAGACCCUAGAACUGGUGCUGUGUGUGCUCGUACCUAUCCCCUAGGAAGUGGACCUGUAGUUUGGUACCAAAUAUUUGACUAUGCUGUCGGCCACUGGUUCCAAAAGGUGACCAAUCACAUGCUUGGGUCAGUCUUGUGUUGUCCUGGAUGUUUCAGCUUGUACAGGUGCAAGGCUGUGAGGGAUGUUUUGCCAAAUUAUGCCACCUGCGCGGACAACGCUUUUGAAUGUCUUACCAAAGACAUGGGGGAGGACCGUUGGAUGUGCACACUGAUGAUACAAAGUGGUUGGCGAUUGUCAUACUGCGCUGCCGCAGAGAAUAGCACUUUUUGCCCGGAGAGCUUUGACGAGUUUUAUAAACAACGAAGACGAUGGGCGCCAUCUACACUGGCCAACCUCGUUUUACUUAUCAGAGAAUGGAGGCAGACAACAAGUAACAACGAGCAUAUUUCUUCUUUGUUUAUUGUUUACCAAGCAUUCCUUGUCUUCUCCACAGUGAUCGGAUGUUCCACGGUCAUUUUGGUCAUAGUGGGUGGAAUGGUACUCGCGGGUGUUCCGAUCGGCCAAAUAACAACAUCAGUGCUUCUUAGUCUUGUUGUUGUUGGUUACGUCUUUGUCUGCCUUUACGCUCCCCCAAAGUGGCAGCUUAAAGUGUCAAAGAUACUGACCUUUUCUUUCUCAGUAAUCAUGUGCAUUGUAGCGGUCGGAUUGGCUGUCCAAGUUUCCAACGAUUUAAAGGAAAGAAAAGUUGAGCCAACUAUGGCAACGACGAUACAGACAGAAACGACGUCGUCAACAACACCAAAACCUUUAGAACACCAUCUCCCUGCAGGAGUGAGCAGCCUCUACUUAGCUGGGCUGACAGGAAUCUUUGUAAUCUCUGCUCUCUUGCAUCCAAGUGAAAUCACUUGUUUUUUUUAUGGAUUUUUGUACUUCUUAGCCCUUCCAUCUGGCUAUCUCUUGCUGACAGUUUACGCUAUCUGCAAUCUAACUGACAGUUCUUGGGGAACAAGAGAAGAAAACUCAGGAGAGAAAAGCAACCAAAAUUCAUUAUGGGACCUUUGCUUAUGUUGUCGAUGGACCAGAUCAGAUAAGGGUGGAAAUGAGAGAAAGAAACUCUCAGAUUCCGAGGGGCCCGGGCCAUCAGGUCUAAACACGAACACAGGGACUGUAGUUCAAGAAGGCAAUGCGAAUAAUGCAGGAACCGCGCCUGUCGACGGAGUAAAUAGCAGUGAGGCCAAAGGAAAAACCCCUCUUACGAAAGAUGAAAUCCACGCAAUCCACUCAAAAAAAGCAAUGAACCUUUUAAAUUCGAAUGAAGAGGACUUGUCCGAGAAGGGAUUGGUAGAUUUUCUGAGGGAAGGAAAACUUGAGAAAUAUUACCAAGGUUUUCUUGACAAUGGGUAUGAAUUUGUAGACGACUUGUUUGGAAUAAAGGAGGAAGAUCUUAAGCAGAUCGAAAUCAGCGAGGAGGAUCGUCCAAAGCUCCUGGACCAAACCAAGAGGAUUCUUCCGCAUAGAAAAAAGCAUGAAAUGCCAGAAGACAUUGAAGGCUGGUUGAAAAAGCACCAUCUCAGAGAUUAUUAUUUAAAAAUCACAGGGGAAUUCAAACAUCUAUGGGAACUUCGAAAAUUGAAAACCAAGCCCGAAAGGGAACUCAAGGAAUUCGCAGAGAAAAAGUUUGGGAUAAAAAAACCAGGCCAUUUUAAAAGGCUGCUUAGGGCUGUUUACAGUUUACAGGUGAAAGAACAUGUACCGAUGACAGUCUCCUACACGGAGUACAUACUGACUAGUGUUCGGUCUGUCGAGAGUGAUAGUCAGUACUAUCCCAAAGACGAAAUAACUUUCUGGGAAAAAUUACUUGAAGAAGGAUUCCUUUCUCCGCAUAACGCAGCUUCAGCGUCAACGUCUUCUGCAGAAAAAGACCUCCAGAAGCUAAGGAUCACAACAUUUUGGGUUUUCGGUGUCAGCAACUUUUUGUGGAUGAUACUAAUACUGACGUUAGUACCAAGGAGAGACCUGAAGAUUUUAGGCCUCGAUGUCAUCGCACUUAGCUUCCUGAUCAUCUAUGGAGGGAUAUUCAUUGUCCAGUUUUUAGCCCUUUUGUGCCAUCGUGUUAAAACGAUCAUGCAUAUUUUGGCACGCACGCCGUGGACAGUACAUAAAAAGAGCGACUCUGGAAAAAAUGAAGGGAAAAAUGGACAAAGUGUUUUACAACAAAGAAAAAAUAGGAGAGUGCAUCCUUAUUUCCAGGCUUAAUCUCUUGUAUUGUCGUUCAGAUAGUCAGCUCGUCCAUUUUUUUUAAUCUCAUUAAUUCUCUUACGACCCCGUCAACAUUGGCUGUCCAAGUCGUUGUCAAUUAGAGACAUAACUUUCCUUCAAUUUGGUUUUAAUUCUAGACUGCAUUAGAAAGUGCUUAAAAGUUUGUAAUUUACUUUAAACUCAGAAAAAAAGUGAAAACUUUGUUUUGCCUCUGACAGGUGAGUUCUGUGUGGACCAAACACGAUAAAGCUCACGAUACGCGCACAAAAAUCAAGCCACAACUUAAGCACCUGUCAGGGUUAGAUCAGUUACGCCUAAUUGGCUAUUUCCUAGCAACACAACAACAUUGAGAGAUAAUUCCUGUGUUCACACUUUUUUGAUGUCUCACUCUAAGUCACCAAAUUGUUACUUUGAUCAUAAUCAUUGCAAACAGGUUAACAGGAACAUGUAGUUUUUAUCAGUGCUAAUUUUUCUAAAUUAAGUUUUAAAAUCUUAUAAGUGUAAGCAUCUACAAUGUAAUUAGUAUUAGAAGUAGCCCUAAGUAGCUAUUUUCUUUUAGUCAGUGUGUAUUAGUGAUCUGAACAAUUGCAAAACAGAAAAAACAAAAAAAUUUGUGCGUCAAGAAACAAUAAAGGGCUAAUCUAUAGAGUACUUUUGGCCAUAAUCCUGGAUUUGAAAAAGAUUCAGUAUCGGUCGUGAACUUAGCUGUCUAGUUUAUUUUGCUUCGCUCAUAAAAAAUAUGAAAUUCAACGUAAAAACUGCGGAACUUCUACUACGCUCAGCAAAGUGUAAGUACCACCAGUUGCUAUUUGACCAGCCGUAAACAGUCAUUGUAUGAUCAUAGUUAUGAUAAGUGUCAAACUGCACCGUUACCUGUCUUGGUCUAUUCAUUAGUUGUUUUCUAUCUGCGUCGUUUGGAAGUGAUUAAGCCGUUGUGAAAAGCGAAAUUCCUUCGUAGCCAAUCGUUCUUAUUCAGGUGGAAUGUAUUAGAUAAUGCAUGACAUUAAUUACCUAAAAUUCAGCGCUGUAGUUUAGGCUUAGAUAGGACUACAUCGUAAAUGCUAUCUUUGAACACACUAGGAACACACUAAGGCCAUAGCUGGCGGCACAUUGGUUCCAUGACUGUAUUAAACUCUACGUUGGAGUCAA